Molecule: messenger RNA, 3340 nt
Organism: Vanessa atalanta (red admiral)
Lineage: Eukaryota; Metazoa; Arthropoda; Insecta; Lepidoptera; Nymphalidae
Product: glycosylated lysosomal membrane protein B-like
Exons: 7
Coding region: 253-1431 (392 amino acids)
Cellular component (GO): lysosome
Source: RefSeq, a predicted model, not a curated record
GUCAUUUCAGAGUUCAGACAUUAUCGUACAGACACAGAAACAAAAUAACACGCAAAAGGAGACAUGAAUAUUAUAUAGCUCUUUAUUAGUAGGCGUUAUCGAAUGCAUUUAUAUCCACUCGAAGUUUUCGCACGUGCUGAGGUGUUUAUCGUGUAAUUUGUAGUAUGUUUAUUGUGUUUUGAACUCGACCCCUGUAAUCGAUAUUUGAUUAGUUUUUUUCAUAUAUAAUUUUCUUUUCCUGUUACGAUAAAAAUGAAUCUCCAGGCAAUAUUGAUUUUUAUUGGGCUUUCCUACGCAUAUGGACAAGACAGGAAGAUAACAGCUAAACUAAAUCCAGGUUGCAACAUCUGCUCAUCAAACACAACACUAUUAUAUGUGAAAUGUGAUGGUGCCUCAGAUACGAUACAUCAAAUAUGGGACUUUACGCGACACUUGCCUACAGUGAUUUUUGCUGUAACUAGUUUGAAUUCUACUCUAAAUGUGACGUGGACCGACACACUGCCAAAGAGCAUUGUACUGUCAGAAGAACCUAGCUACAGUUUUGCUACAGCCAUUGACAAGCUUUAUGAAUAUGAUGACUUGGAUGACAACGGUCACAUCGACCCGAAGUUUCCCCAGAAGGCAUACAAACUUGACAGGAUUCGUUGGCAUUUAAAUGAGAGUAUAUUAUCAGAUAAGGAGGCGAUGAUUCAUGUCUAUGGUAUAUUAAAUGAAGAGAGACGAGGACGACCUGAAAUUAUCAACAUAAAACUCGAUCUAAUUCCCUUCAAGGACUACGCAGCGGAUCUUCCGCAUUUAAUCCACACGGCUAACUCAACUCUAGUCGACGUGAGCCUCGUGAACUUGACGACGAGUCGCGAGUACAACGCGUCGCGUUACGCGUUACACUUGCUGCUGGUCAGCACCGAUCCAGUGAUCGAGACCAUGCAUUACACGAUGCGGAAGAGCUUGGAUGACGAACAUACGCCGGGCGUUUUUGAGAUCAUAGAGAUCAAGAGUCCGUCGCUGUUCGAGGAGGGCGAGGGCGGGUACUUGCAGUUCCGGCCCGUCGCCUACUCGGAGGACGCUCGCGGCGUCGCCAGCUCCACCGUCGCGCGCGUCUCCGCCUUCACUCGGACCGAUCUGCCGCGUCAUAGCACGCUGAAGCUGUUCUACUCUGACAUCGAUGAGGCUGACCUGCUCGUACAGGACAUGUUCGUGUCGUUCGGCGAAACGGGCGACGGAUACUACAAGCAACACAAUUAUACAGCGUGGUCAUUCACCAUCGGCUACGGAGCUCCACCAGUGGAGGGCUUUUCAUUCUUCGUCAUCAUGAUAAUAUCCAUAGGACUUGGAGUGCCGAUUGUUCUAGCGCUCUCAGGAAUCACGUACGUGCUGUUAAGGCGAUACAGGCACAAUAAUAGCAGAACAAGGUUCACUAACGAAGAUUAAAGCUUUGACUACACGAUCCCACGCAGUAUGUUAUCCUCAAUAUAGAUACAAAUUGUUAUAUACCAAUUGUUUAUAUGUGUAACGUAAUCUAACGUCGGAUUCAAAUAAUUAUUUAUUGUUAUUCUCAUGUAAUAAUAUAUUUUGAUUCGACCUUAGUUAGGGCUAGUUAAGGUAACAUCGUGGCGAUGGAAUUUCCGACUUAUUCGAUCAAAAUCAACAUUCAAAUAUGCUCAUAAAAGAACAUUUGAAUCGCCAUGUUACAAUGUUCAAUUAAAUGUAAAUAUGUGGUUUGUUCGGUAAGUAGGUUUUACCGAGAAGAACCGGCAAACACACAGGAGUUUCUCUUCGUAUAUGCUGUUCUCCAGUCUAUGGAAACAGUUUGACUAGUUCGUAUUGCCUGGAGAAAAAAAUAAAUAAAAAGGUGCUCGAAUCGGUCGGAAAUUCGAUCCGUACAAUCUUACCUCAACGCUCUAUGUAUUGAUUAUGGGCGGCAUUUCGCUUGGCUUUGGUAAUGUGUGCGUAAUAAAUAUUUUUUGUAGACGAAUAAAUACAUCAUCCGUAGGAACUAAUUCCAGAAAAUAUUUAUAUAUUCACUAAAUCGAACUAAGUGGACUGUCAAUGCAAAUAUUUAACUUCAUUGACUAAAUUGAUGUGUAACUAAAAUACAUGUUGACGGAAAAUCGAUACAUAAUUAUUUUUUUUUAAUCUUUGUAAACUGCACGCUAAUACACGAACUCGCUAGGCCAAGACAUUUGCACCCACAUAGAGUAUGCAAAUAGAUCUGUUAGUUGAGAUAAAUAAAUGUAUUUAUAUAAAUAUUUAUGAAAACCUUUAUUACCACAAUUUAAAGAUGAUUAAAAAAACUAAUAUUGGCCUUGACAAAAACUACGUACAAUAAAUGACGGAUUUAAAAUAAACGUUCUCAUAAAGUUAUUUCUAAUCAGAAUUCUUAAUAAAUUUAAAAAAAAAAAAACUUCCUACAUGACAGAAGAAAUAACUAUAGGAUAAUUUAUUUGACAUAAUAAAUCAUGUUUAAAUUAUUUUUAGCUUAAAUAGGCAUUAGUGAAAAUGUUCCAUUUAUAUAUUUUGACGUUCAGUAAAAGUAAUACCUAGCCAGCAUUAUGAAUACAGCUACUCUAUUUUUUGUUUUAAUUCUCACAUCUGUUUAGUUUGAACACACGUCUUAACAUAUUUUAUUUAAAAACAAUGUACGAAAAAUUAAAAUAAUGUACCUACUUAUGUUUAUAAAAGGAAAAUCAGCCACACAUAUUCCUUUUAAAGAAAAACAAUAAUAUUUUUCUAAAUUAUUUUUUUUAAAGUUUUCUGUUUUCACUGAUACCUAUACUUAUUUUACACUUGACUAAUUUGUAUAAAAUAUUGUUUUGUAAAUAUUUUUGGUUUAUAUGUUAUUUAAAUCGAUUUUAAUUUUUUUAAAUCCUUUACUAUAUUUUACUUACUUCGUUUUCAUCUUUUUAGAGUAACCGUCUUAUUUUUUUAAAUAGUUCGUUCUUCCAGUUUCGCAUAUAUGUUGAAAGAUGAGUAAAUUCAAAUUGACCUUCAUCAUGCACUAAAAUCGAAAAAUUGAUAUUAUUUAACCAAAAAUACUGUUAUACUUUAUCUCAUUAAAAAUACCUAGUAUAAAUAUUGAUAUUUUGUGAUAAUCGAAUGUUUAUAAAUCGAAGACCAGUAUUGACAAUUAUUGUUUAUGGAAAGAUGUAAAUACUAUAUGAAUUUUUGUUUUAGUAUAAGUUAUAAAUGCACGCCAACAAAGUUUCUAUAUGACGUAAAAUUUAACUUAUAAUUUUAGAACGUUAAUUAUUGUAAUGACCUGUUUACAGACACCUUUGUAAAUUAUUGUAUUUCUUAUAUUUUGAUGUGAUAUUUUGUUAAUUGGGCUGUAUGAAAAUAA